AUGGCCAGUUCUAUUCAACCCUUGCUCAACCUUGACCCAGAGCACAUAUCAUGCAUCGGAGGACGAACGGUAGUUACAUGCAAGGGUUGCGCAGGGAACGCCCCGAGAGGAGCAAUCUGCCUCAGCUGCAACGGUCGCGGCUUCAACAUCUUCGUCUGUGCACAUUGCAACCCCGCAGCUGCAGCAGCCGCAGCCAGAGCAACCGCGAACCCCACAGCUGCAUCUGCAGAAACACCCGGCUCGUCGGCACCGUCAUCCCCGGCUCGCUAA
Messenger RNA from Penicillium mononematosum, 270 nucleotides. RefSeq lists its product as uncharacterized. The transcript is spliced from 2 exons. Lineage: Eukaryota; Fungi; Ascomycota; Eurotiomycetes; Eurotiales; Aspergillaceae. Bases 1 to 270 code for a protein of 89 amino acids. The record is from RefSeq and is a predicted model, not a curated record.